CAUCGCUGGAAGGAAAGGAAGGAACUGGUGUGUGGAGCUGGCGGGGACCGGCGCGGCGGCCGCACAGUCGCGGAGCGCGCGCCAGCUGAAGCGGCCACCACCCACCGACAUGGACUACUUGAUCUCACUGCUGCUAGUGCUGCCCUGCGUACGCGCAGGCGUCUACCCGAGCGGACCGAGCUCCUUCGGACUGGGCGGCGGGUUGAUAGACCUGCGCAGCCACGCCUACCCGGUGUACGCCAGCGACUCCUCCGGGGAAGAGUACGAGGCCUUCGCCGUCGCCACGCUGCCGCAGCACCCGCCCGUGCGCAUCGUGCAGAUAUUCUCGCCGCCGCACCGGCAGCCCGCGCUCGGGCGGCCGCGGCGCCCGGCGCGGCGCCCGCGCCCGCAGCCCGACGCGGACGCGUACUCGACCCACAACGAGCGGCGCUACGAGCCCGUCGAGUACGAGGAAGUCUACGCUUCCGAGGAAGAAGCCCGCCCCAAGUACUCCUACUCCAAAUCUCGCGACCAGUUCGAGGACGAAGACACGGUGGUGAUGUACGCGCGGCCCAACAGGAGCGGCGGCUACACGUACCGCCGCGCGCAGUCCGCUCGCGUGACGACGCCGCUGGCGACGCCCGCGCCGUCGCCCGCGGUCGUGCUCAUGCCGGCGGCCGCGCCCUCGCCGACGGCCGUGCUGGUGCCGGAGCCCUCGCCGUCGCCGACGCCCACGCCCACGCCCACGCCGCGCGCGAGGCAGUCGGAGCCGGUCAUUAUUAGAAUUCAUAAGUAUAGGGUCAUUCACUAGAACACUUGCUUCUUGAGUGUUUUAUACAAAAAUUGUGACGCCACUUAUGUGCCGUGACAACUAGUUAGUACUAUAAUAUUGUUUGCUUCUAGACUCGAACCCCCCGCCGCCGUUGUUGGUCAGUUUUCCUUAGUUUGCUUAAAACAGAUAAACGACUCCCAGAAACCUUCUCGGAGAAAGGCGUAAGUGCCGCGAUUUGCCCGAGG
Maniola jurtina (meadow brown) is the source of this 996-nucleotide messenger RNA. RefSeq lists its product as uncharacterized. The transcript has 2 exons. The record is from RefSeq and is a predicted model, not a curated record. The coding region runs from base 110 to 790 and encodes 226 amino acids. Lineage: Eukaryota; Metazoa; Arthropoda; Insecta; Lepidoptera; Nymphalidae.